AUGACUAGUAUUGCAAAAUUAUUUGAUGGAUAUAUCGUGAAUAAAUCAAACGAAAAUGUUUAUCUUUCUGAUGAGAAAUAUAAGGGUAAAGUCUUUGGACUUUAUUUCAGUGCACAUUGGUGUCCGCCAUGUCGUGGUUUUACUCCUAUGCUAAUUGAAUUUUACAAAAAUCAUGGUAAAGAAAAAAACUUUGAAAUUAUAUUUAUCAGUUCGGAUCGUGACGAAAAAGCAUUUAAUGAAUACUUUAAAGAAAUGCCUUGGUUGACAUUACGUUAUAGCGAACGAAAGAAAAAGGAAGAAUUAGGAAAAAGAUUUCAUAUUACUGGUAUUCCAACAUUAAUGUUACUUGAUGGAGACUCAGGAGAUGUUAUUUGUAAAGAUGCAAGGGAUAAUAUUCAACAUAGAGAUACACGUGGUGAUUUUUUUCCAUGGAAAUCAUAA
Messenger RNA from Rotaria socialis, 441 nucleotides. NCBI's taxonomy places the organism in Eukaryota, Metazoa, Rotifera, Eurotatoria, Philodinida, Philodinidae. The record is from the annotation of a GenBank genome assembly.